AAGCCUUCUCCCAUGCCUUAUUCGAAGUCUUCGGCAUCCAUGGUACUAUCGAUGUUAUUCAGCCUCAUGGUUUGACUGAUCCCGCAAUCCUCAUUAACACGCUUGUCCACUAUGGUGUUUCAUCCGAGCUAGGUUGCGACUGAAAAACUCCCAAUUUUGAUGUUGAAAAUGACUGAAUAUGCAAAGGCUAACGCUAAAGACAUUGGAGAGGGUCUUGAAGUUCUUCCGGGUGUUGAAUCUCUUCUUCAGGCUUUGUCAUCAAUGGAUAAUUUACUCAUUGGAUUGGUCACUGGUAAUUUGGAAGAGAUUGCAUGGAUCAAAUUGGACGCGUUGGGUAUCAAGAAAUAUUUUAGUGUUCCGCAUAUUGGAGGAUUUGGGAGUGAUCAUAUUGAUCGAGCUCACCUUGUCAAAAUCGCAGCACGAAGAGCUGAAAAGCUCUAUCCCGGGAAAUUUGAUUUUCGAGUGCACAUUGGAGACACACCGAAUGAUAUUAAGGCAGCCGAAUCAGGAGGUGCUUUGGCUGUAGGAGUUUGCACAGGCAAUUUCGGGAAAGAUGAGUUGAAGCAAGUCAGCAAUGGAGGUGCCAUUAUUCUUCAAAAUCUUUGUGAUGCUAAACUCUUUUUUAACUUGCUUGGCAUUUGAAU
Molecule: messenger RNA, 644 nt
Organism: Amaranthus tricolor (Joseph's coat)
Lineage: Eukaryota; Viridiplantae; Streptophyta; Magnoliopsida; Caryophyllales; Amaranthaceae
Exons: 6
Coding region: 160-642 (160 amino acids)
Source: RefSeq, a predicted model, not a curated record